GUGUCUAAAUAGGCAGAAGACCUGGUUGCUAGUAUAAACCCCAAGGCAAAAGUCACAUAGCUUUGUGCCUUUUUGGCCUUAUGAAGGGAUUUUUUUUAUUAAAUAAGCAGAUUUUUAGAUACUCCAAUGAUGGGAUUAUCUGAAUAAAACUGAUUGAACCUGAGGCUGAGGAGCUUGGAACAUUGAAUCAUGACUUGUGUAAAUCUAUAUAAAUCAUUUUCUGUGCCAGAGAAUGAAUAGCCAACUUCAUUCAAAUGCCAAUUCAGCACUUACAAAGUCUGCUAACAGUUAAUUAGAAACUACCAUCUCAUUAUAUUCUGAGGUCACAAUGACUGCAAAAGACGACAAAAUUUUCAUUAGCAUGUUGGAUAUUAAAGAUCUGAAAGACAAUGAAUUGACUGAACAGCUUAAGAAGCACGGAUAUAGUCCGGGUCCUAUACUACCUUCCACAAGACGAGCUUAUGAGAAGAAACUACUAGAAUUGUUGACAGCUAUCUGUCCAACAAAAUGUGAGGAGAAGACAAGUGGAAGGAUAUGUCAGCAGGAAAGUGGAGAAAAAAUCAUUGCUUUGAAAAGAAACAGCGAAAUGUUAUCAAGAAUAACAGAAGAAAUCCAAAACGAUAAACUUGAAAACCACGAAGAUGAUGAUGAUCAGAUUUGCACCCCUUUACCUCUCCAGUGCCAACAGAUGACUCAUGAGGAAACUCCACCUUAUUCUAUGGAUGACGAUAUUGACAUCUAUUGUCCUACUGCCAGCCCUCACCCAGGAAUAAGGAUUAUCAUAAGAAGACCAUUAAAAAAAAAAGUAAGGAGUCUCCGAAAAAAGAAAAUGUUCAAAGAAGAGAAAUCUGUAGAAGAUAAAGUAGGAAUGAUUCCAUACGCCUUUGUAAUUACUGUGUUGAUCAUUUUCACCUUUAUAGUUUUCCUCUAUUUAACCAUGGAAAAGAAGUAAUAACAGUCUAGUUAUAUACAUUAAGACUAGCAUGAAGACAACAGAAAUGAUAAGCUCCUGCCUGAGGAAGUUCUAUUCUCUCUUCCUUCAGUAAAUGAACUCACAACUUCAGAAUUAGAAUGCUCAAGUAAAAUGCCAAAUCCGGUGAGGAUGUGCUCUUCAUUUGAAAGUAUACUGCAUUUAAAAAAAGGAAAAGAAAAGAAAGAAAAGAAAAAAUACACUGCUGGGUCAUUCAUCCAUAUGCCAAUGUGUCAGAACACAAGAAAGCAAGUGGAACACAGUAACCUUUUCAAGAUGGAGAACAUAAUUAAAAAAUCUUUCUGUAUUAA
Messenger RNA from Monodelphis domestica (gray short-tailed opossum), 1281 nucleotides. RefSeq names its product LEM domain containing 1 (gene LEMD1). The record is from RefSeq and is a predicted model, not a curated record. NCBI's taxonomy places the organism in Eukaryota, Metazoa, Chordata, Mammalia, Didelphimorphia, Didelphidae.